GGUUGAGUAAGGUCCGACAUCCAAAACAAAUAUAUAUAGCUAUAGUUGCGUGAAGAAAAUGCCGACAGAAUCUUCAAGUUCUCGAAGUGUCAAACCACUGGCAGUGUCAUAUAAGAUCGCAGCAUGCCGUAAAGCUGUUGGCCCAGGCUACAAAUGUGCAGUCAAAUUAAGCAAAACAGCACACACCAAAAACCUCAUAGAGAGGAUGCCUCCUGAGAUCCUAAUUAAGAUUAUUUCAUACCUGGAUGCCUCCUCUCUCUUCUGCAUUGGGCAUGUCAACAAACUGUUCCUUCAGCUGGCCAACAACAACUCUACGUGGCACAAAAUGUACCUGUCCGAGUACAGUGUGAGUAAGAAAGGGAAGGCCAAGCCCAAGGAUGUGGCAGUGAAGAGGCCGAGUUGUGUGGAAGUCCAGGAGAGGCCUGUUGGUUACUGGAGGAGGCUGUACUUCAGGACCAAGGCUGGGUACAACGAGAGCAUGUGGAAGAGAGACCUCCGGAACAUCAACCCUUACACAGGGCUUCCCAGGCAGACGGAGAGAGUCCUCAGGAACUUACGUGUUACCUGGGAGAUAACGGCGUUAGGUAAGUCGGGGUGGGAGGGUACAUUUGAGCACAGCCACGCCCACUUCUCCGAGUUGGCAGUGACGGUGUGCUGGAGCGGCAGCAGCUGGCCCUCCCUUCAACAUCUGUCACACCUGCAGCUCCACGGGGUCAUGAGGGUGCCACUCAACUGCCCCAACUUCAUCAAACCAGGGUGGCGAUCACAAAUGGCCCAGUAUGACAUGGGCACCCUCUCCAAGAGCGGGCAGGUCAUUGACACCGACCGGAUGGUCGACCUGCUGUGCCUAGCCCCAGGCGUCAUCAUGGGCAUGUGGAAGGACAGGGGGUCUGUUGCCUUUGUCAUGGUCUGUCUGCACUUUAACCGGCUGGUGGAGAGGAGUCUCCUGAGCACCUCUGUGAGCCCCCAAACCGCCCUGUUUGACGAUGUGGACCCCAACUAUGGUCUCCAUGGUUAUACUUUACACAUUGUGCUCCACAACGCAGAGGCUACGCUCAUGUCUGACCGCUUCUCACAACUCUCCUGCCAGAAAGAUCAGAUCAGAAAUGGACACAUUCAUCUGAGUGCCAUCAGGAGGGGGCGUCGGUCCCAGCAUCGCCCGCUGGUGAACAAGCCCACGCUGCCCUGGAUGUGUGAGGCCCUGCAGGGUAGUGUGGAGAACUGCUGUGUGAUGAGUCUCACUCUACUGGACGAGUCCCACAAGCCCUUCUGGUGUGUAAGCACUCCCGUUUCCCUAGCACCAUCCAAUAAGCAGCUGGUGUCCUAUGACUAUGAGGGCAAUCACUUCCUGAUCCAGUACCAGGAAGCUGAGGGCAAGGUGAGGAUGGAGCUAGUGUGGCUGGAGGAGCAGGGACACUUCCUGCUUGUCAGCCUCCUUGUCUCUGUCGCACUGGACAAAGUCAACAAGCACUUUGGCAGACACUAUUCUUGUUGACAUUGCUCUGCUGGACUGGACAAAGAGGGAUUGGAGUUGGUGGAGAAAAAAGGAGGAAGAGGAAGAACAGAAGCAGGAGAGAAGAAGCAAGAGGAGAACAAUAGUUUUUUGUUGGUUUGACGAGGGGUG
Molecule: messenger RNA, 1624 nt
Organism: Hypomesus transpacificus
Lineage: Eukaryota; Metazoa; Chordata; Actinopteri; Osmeriformes; Osmeridae
Gene: fbxo15
Product: F-box protein 15
Exons: 10
Coding region: 59-1495 (478 amino acids)
Molecular function (GO): protein binding
Source: RefSeq, a predicted model, not a curated record